This is a messenger RNA of Hyalella azteca, 3177 nucleotides long. It is a transcript of the gene Chpf, whose product is annotated as chondroitin sulfate synthase 2. NCBI's taxonomy places the organism in Eukaryota, Metazoa, Arthropoda, Malacostraca, Amphipoda, Hyalellidae. Gene Ontology annotation, molecular function: glucuronosyl-N-acetylgalactosaminyl-proteoglycan 4-beta-N-acetylgalactosaminyltransferase activity. Gene Ontology annotation, cellular component: Golgi cisterna membrane. The record is from RefSeq and is a predicted model, not a curated record. The transcript has 15 exons. The coding region runs from base 330 to 2984 and encodes 884 amino acids.
UGGUGUGGCUCACAGUGUUGCUAGCUCAGUCUGCACAUUCGUACCUAUGAGGCUAAUUGUUUACGUUUAGCCUGAACGGUUCUGCUAGUAGAGUAAAACUUACAGCCAAAAGCUGAGUUUCUAGAUCUGAGUUUGAGACUUCUGGAAGAAUAUUAAAGAACAAUACAAGAAUUGGCUAUAGGUCAAACUGCGGCUAGUACAAGCAUAGUAUUUAAAAGCAAAAUUACUUGAGUGGGCUGAAAGUCAUUGGAACCAACUUUGUGGAAAAUGUCUUCCGUAGCUAUGGAAGAAAUGCUUAGCUGGCGCUGAGGCUGAGACCCUGGUGACACAUGCAUGUCGGCAUCGGGGCGGGACGGUGCCCUCAAUUUAAAAUGUUUUCGGCGCAUCACGAACGAAUUAUUGCAUUUCUUCGAGGAAAACAUGGAAUUCCGUUAAUAUUAGGAAUUAUAGUUGGACUAACUGUAAGCUUGGCUGCAUUACCUAUUUGGGACCACAUUUGCAAUGUGAUGGUUGAAGAUUUAGGUUAUCAAUUUUUCACAAAUGAUUUGGAACAAUCUGCAUUUGAACUGCGAAUGGUGAAAAGAGAUCCUGAUGAAAUAGCUAACAAGAUGAUGGAUGCAAAACAAGUGGUGCGCCCUCGUUACUUCUCUUCUGAACUGAAUAUCAAGGCAAAGCUUGUUGUAGCCAUUGCAACAACAUUAUCUGUAGUGAAGCAAUAUGGUUACACAUGGAACUUGACUAUUCAUGAGCAUGUUGAUCAUCUUGUGUUCUUUGUUGGUGAAGACAAUCCACCAGCUUCAAUGGGUCUACCUAUCAUCUCAUUUCCUGAUGUGAAGAAUGAACAGUUGAUGUACAGCAUUGUAUCUUACCUGCAAGACCAUUACUCCAGUUCCUACGACUUCUUCAUGCUGAUAUCUGCAAUGCAUCUUGAUUCAGUUCCAUACAUCAAUGGACUUGCCUUGCACAGAACACUUGGUUCCAUCAGCACCAGCAGGCCACUACAUUAUGGGGUUCCUGCAGCUACAGGAGCUCUUUAUUGCAAAUUGGGAUAUGGAAUUAUAUUAAGCAGUGCUGUGGUGUCAAGCAUGGCUGCCUCCUCUGAGUGGUGUCGUGCACAUGCCAUCCAUGCCUCAAGCGAUGAUGCUACGUUUGGACGAUGCAUAAUGCAUGCAACUGCUUUACCAUGCACUAUGCAAAUUCAGGAGAAGCCUUACCACAGCGUGGCCCUGAACCUCCCUCACACGAAGCAAGCUCAAACUCUGGUGCUCGGCCAGCUCAGAGCGGCUGUUGAGAGACUCGAAGCUCAUGCCAGCACUGCAGUUGUGCCAUACUCAGUAACGGGGCUGUCACAGCCUCACCAUCUGCUCACUGUACACCAGUUCUUCCUCACUGGUGAAGUUGUCAUCGCCAAGUCUGCUUUGGCCGCCGCUCGCGUCAUCAUCAAUGAGAUGAGGGAGAAGGCUCCCCUGACGCAGCCUGAGAUAACCUGGCCACUAGGAUCUCAUCCUCCUCAUCAGCCAGCGACCAGAUACGACGUCCUGCCGUGGGUGAUGUUCAACGCCAGUCACGUGCUGCUGCCAGACCAGUCCCGUAACUCAGCGCCCCUGUCUGGAGCUCUUCUUGAGGACAUCACCAGUGUGGUGUUGGCUGGGUCAUCACACAUCAGCAACAGGAGCGACGGACGCCUGCUCCUCAAGAGGCUCGAGUACGGACAUUACAGAGUUGAUCCUGUACGUGGCACUGACUACAUUUUGUCUUUGACUUUCCGGGAUGGCGCAUCUGGGUCUUUGGUGACCAAAAUAGUGGAAGCGUCGCGUGGGAUCGUCGACACAGAAUUUAUCCCCAUGCCUUUUGUCAACGAGAACACAAAGCUGACGAUGGUCGUGCCCGUCACCCCCCAGCUUGUUGAACAAACUUUGCUGUUCAUCGCAAGCUUUAAGAAGAACAAAAGCGUUUGGCCGAACUGUUCUCUUUUGCUGGUGCUCAUGCAGCCUUCGUCUCGCGAACGCAGAAGUGCAUUCGAGGCAGUCUUGAAAGCUGUGGACGAAACCUCCACCUCCGACGGCCUCCUGAAGGCGGUGACCGUCGUUACUCCUGCCGCCUCCAGCCACAUGACCGAGCUUGUCAUCAUGGAUCAGUUGGUGCGGAAGGUAGCAAGCAAGACUUUGGUGUUCCUAGUACCUCCCGCGGCGACCUUCACUGCAGAGGUGCUCAACAGAGUCCGCAUGAACACCAUCCAGGGCUGGCAGUUCUUCAGCCCCGUGAUGUACGGACUCUAUCACCCCAACGUCGUGGAGGACGCGACGGCCUCCGCCUACACCAGCAGGGAAAUAAAAAGUACUUUAGGCCACUAUCUCCGCUACGAUUAUUCUGCCAUCAGCUUCUAUAUGAGCGACUACAUUGCAGCGCGCAAGUUGUCAUCCAAACUCUUCCCAAUCUUCGGGAGCCAAAGAAGUGCAACUGAUCGUUCCUCGCAGCGAGGGUCAUAUCACAUCUCUUUGUACCGCCUCAUGAUUUCUUUCUCUUCAUGUCACGCACUUCGAGCUCCAGAGCCGUUCCUGAGGAUGCCGUACGACGAGCGGUCGUCUUGCUGCGUGGCAAGUAAAUUGGAUACCAACGCGCCUAGUGCAUUCGAUGGGGCACGUGCUGCUCGCAAAUCAAACACAGGCGAUCACAACUCCGGUGAUGCAGUUAUGGUUGUUUCUGAUGGCAAUGUAGCCCCGGCGGUGCCCGCGAACCGUCUCUUGUCUGACGUGUCAUUGCUGCUCGGUGACUGCCGCGAAGAAAAUGAUGCUGCUUUCUACCAUUACGUCAGUGGUAACCUUCUUUUUCAGCUCCAGCCGUCUUACACGAACAAUUCGCUGAAGGACUUCAGAGGAGAUGGCUUUUGCUACGAAAAAUGUCUCGACAGUUUCGGAACUCGCGUGCAGUUAAGUAAAUUAUUGAUGGAAUAUGACGAGAAGUACGGGAGUUUGUCCAACUAGCUUGGUUCUCUUACCUCCUGGUAAUCGUGUCCUAUAGCAUCUUUGUUCUGAUCACCAAGGAUUAUAUUGCACUAUGCCCAAUACACGUUUGCGGUUGCUCGUGCAUUGUGGCAUUGUGUAACCCGCUACCGCUUGACAGGAGUAACCAGAGCAAUAUUGUCACAAGCCUACUUCCCAAAAAAGAUACGUUGCU